Sarcophilus harrisii (Tasmanian devil) is the source of this 2739-nucleotide messenger RNA. RefSeq names its product NPHS1 adhesion molecule, nephrin (gene NPHS1). Gene Ontology annotation, biological process: cell-cell adhesion. Gene Ontology annotation, cellular component: cell-cell junction. Gene Ontology annotation, molecular function: cell adhesion molecule binding. The transcript is spliced from 20 exons. The record is from RefSeq and is a predicted model, not a curated record. The coding region runs from base 53 to 2593 and encodes 846 amino acids. Lineage: Eukaryota; Metazoa; Chordata; Mammalia; Dasyuromorphia; Dasyuridae.
CUCUGAGACCCCCCAGAGCAGAGAGUGCACUUGGGCAGCGGAGAGGCUGGAGAUGGCCAGAGGAGCUCUGCGUGCCGGAAUCUUCCUGCAGCUGCUGGCGGCAGCCCUGCCACAGACCCCGCCCCAACAGCACUUCUGGCUACUACCGGACAACGUGACAGUCGCCGCAGGAGAAGACGUAGUAUUGAAAUGUGGCGUCCGAGGCAGACAAGGCCACGUGCAGUGGGUGAAAGAUGGCUUCGGGUUGGGCCCCAACCCCGAGAUCCCAGGGUUCCCUAGAUACCGCAUGACGGGCAGCCCUGAUAAAGGCGAGUUUCACCUCCACAUCUCCAAGUGUGACAUUACCGACGAUGCGGAGUUCGAAUGUCAAGUCAGCCGGUCCGAGAGCAGCCCAGAGCUCAUCUCUCCCAGAAUCAUGGUCACCGUGCUGGUGCCCCCCAAGGUGAUCCAGAUGUCGCCAGAGGCUGGGAGCUUGGUGACCUGGGUUGCUGGAGAGGAAUAUUCAGUCACCUGCACCUCCGGAGAGUCUAAACCAGAAGCCAAGAUCAUUUUCCAUCAGGACCACUGGGCGGUCCCAGACGUCUUCCCCUAUACAAAUCCUGGAUCCCAGGAGAAAUUUGUCACCACGGAGGCCACGGUCAGGGUGACUCCCAAGCCUUCUGACAACGGGAAACUCCUGACCUGUGAAGUGAACCACCCAGCCCUGAAGGAGUCCUUGAAAUCCUCCUUCACCAUGAAUAUUCUGUUCCCCCCCGGCCCUCCCGUCAUCGAGUGGCCUGGCCAGAUGGAGGGGAAAGCCAAAGCUGGAGAGGACCUGGAGCUGCCCUGCGUGUCACGAGGGGGAAACCCUCUGGCCACCCUGCAGUGGCUGAAGAAUGGAAAGGUGAUCUCCACGGUCUGGGAGACGGACCACAAGCAGGCCCUGGCCCGAAGCAUCCUGCCCCUGACCAUCCAGCCGGAGGAUAACGGGGCGCAGCUCAGCUGCGAAGCCCAGAACAGUGUGUCCCCCGGGGCUCAGCAGCACGUCAUCACGCUGCGCGUCACCUGUGAGGAUCCGGGGGCUGCCCCUGCCCCGCUCCCUCCCGCCGAGUCCCCCCGGAGUCGCGCCUCUCAGCGGCCCGGCCCCCUCUCUGCCUCCCUCCUCCACAGUUCCCCCGGCAAGGGGGCAGAGCUCGGGGAACAACCCUCGGAGACCCUCGGACCCCCAUCUGAGGAGGGAGCAGACACAGCUUCCUCCCACUCUAUCAUCCUGGGCUCCCCGAGCCUGGAAGAAACAAGCAAACCCUUUCCCCUUCCACCCGCCCAGAACCGGGCAGUCCUGGCGCGGUGGCUGGGGCCCGUUUGGGGGAGGCCAGAAAUACCAGGGGGCCAACCCUUCGGCCCCGAGGGCUUUGCCAAGGAGACCCUCAAGAAGUCGGUCACACUGAACGUGAAAUAUCCUAUCCAGAAGCUCUGGAUCGAGACUUUUCCCCCAGGAGACAGCUUCCGAGCCGGAAACCAGGUUCGGCUCCUGUGUCUGGCCAUCGGGGGCAAUCCGGAUCCUUCCCUCUCGUGGUGCAAGGACAAGAAGCUAGUGGUGGAGACCAGGCCGGGCGCGGAGCGGAGGCCCAGGAGUGCGGUGGAGAAGUCGGGGAGCACCCUGUCCAGAGAGCUGGUGCUGAGGCUGGACCCCAGCGACAACCAGGCCGUCUACACCUGCAAGACCACUUCCAACUGCAAGGCCCCGGGGGACCCGGCCACCGCCUCCGAGGUUCCCCUGCAGUGGAGCCCCGCGGGAGUCCCUCCCACUGGAAUUUGGAACGCCCAUUCGGACCGGGGACCCUUGAACCUCACUUGUGUCAGCCUCAGUAGUAACCCCCCAGUCAACCUGUCCUGGGAAAAGGAAGGGGAGAGGGGGUCAUCCCCCCGCCUCCACCCCCGGGAAGGGUGUCCUGCCAUCUUGGAGUCAACCCAUUUCCUUUUUCUAGGCCUUGAAGACUCCUCUGAGAAGACGGAAGACCAGAUCCCUAUAGAAUCUGAAUUCCCUGGGUGGUUCCUGCUCCCCAUACUCUUUGCCCUAGGAGUUCUGCUACUGCUGUCCAAUGUUUCCUGCAUAGGAUACGUGCUCUGGAGGCAGAAACAUCGUGGGCUUCCCUCAGAGGGAACCAAAGAGGAAAAGUCCGAGGAAGGGUCAGAGACGAGAACUGGAAAUGAAUAUGAAGAGAGCCAAUGGAGUGGCCGGCGCACCCCAAGCACCGCGGAGAGUUCAGCAGAGAUGGAACCCUAUUACCAUUCUAUGAGGGACUUUAGUCCCCAGCUUCCCCCAACACCUGAAGAGGAACCUCAAUAUCGAGGCUUUUGGGGUCACGAAUAUGAGGAGGUGGCAGGCCCCGGGCCUGUUUAUGAUGAAGUUGAGAGGCUGUACCCCCUGUCUGGUGCCUGGGAACCUCCCUACCAAGGAACCCAAAUGGGAACUUAUCAGUAUGGAGAAUGGCCCCACGGAACACAAGCAGCACCAGCGGAGCCAGGAAGGAUUUAUGACCUGGUGUCUGAGGACCUGCCUGGGGCAGGGGACAAUUACCUGCCCUUCCACCUCAGAGGGGAGUUGGUCUAAGGCCCGAGAACUUGAAGCUGUUAGUGCUGCCCUCCAAUUGACUCUCAAGAUAGCGAUCGAUGCUUCUGGCCAGUAGGCGUGUCUGAAACAGCCCAUGGUCCUGCCACUUUGCAAACAGGCUAAGCUUGUCCAAUAAAUAAAGUAUA